GGUGUAAGGCAACCCAACGACGACAACCUCCCACAACGACCACGCGAGAAAUCAGCCAAGAUGGUCAACGUUCCCAAGACAAGACGCACCUACUGCAAGGGCAAGGACUGCCGCAAGCACACACAGCACAAGGUCACGCAAUACAAGGCCGGAAAGGCAUCUCUUUUCGCGCAAGGAAAGCGUCGUUAUGAUCGCAAGCAGUCCGGUUAUGGUGGUCAGACAAAACCCGUGUUCCACAAGAAGGCAAAGACGACAAAGAAGGUCGUGUUGAGAUUGGAGUGCACAGCUUGCAAGACAAAGGCACAGUUGGCGUUGAAGCGUUGCAAGCAUUUCGAGCUUGGUGGUGACAAGAAGACCAAGGGUGCUGCGUUGGUGUUCUAGAUGUUCUGCUGCAACUGCUUUUGCAAUGAAUCCCUUUCUUCACGUUGGCAUGGGCAUGGACAUGGAUGGACGGACUGGCGAUUUUUGCGUGGACACAAUGGUCGAGCUGGGUGAGGCAGGGAAUUUUCGACAUCGAGCCGAUCUCUGUAUCUUAUUCUACGCCGCCGAUGGAGCAUAGCAAACGUUCGCUCAUACCAAGCAUGAAAUUCUGAUCCUUGUACUUGGCUGGAUGUUUAUGGUGAUUUUGGUACAUGAUGUGAUGCUGGGCGGAUUGAGAAAUGUUGCAAUGCUGAGCUCAGAAUGUCUAUUUCGCGACUGAAAAGAAUUGCCAAGGUUGCUGCCAAUUUCCUUCUCGGUCACCAUGGUACACUAACCCCCUCUAUCAUGUGCAUGUGCUGGCGCUAGAACCUUGGAAUCGACAUCUGGUGGAUUCAUAGGUGGAUCUUGGUGUGGAAUUCCCUCGAAAGGGCGUAUGUACAUAUAUGUCAGCCCUACUACACAUCACACUUGCCGGAAUUUCCUUGGCAUUUUCGAGAUAUUGUCCGAAACCGACAGCCUAUCGUUCCCUCUUUUCAAGGCUGCGUAGUCGCGUGCGAUAAAUUGUUCCGCAGCCAUCAACAUGCCGUCAUUCAACCAUUCUCAUCACUACUUAUUCUUGGAAGAGGAAUAUAUCC
Molecule: messenger RNA, 1055 nt
Organism: Cadophora gregata
Lineage: Eukaryota; Fungi; Ascomycota; Leotiomycetes; Helotiales; Ploettnerulaceae
Gene: RPL44
Product: 40s ribosomal protein L44e
Exons: 4
Coding region: 61-381 (106 amino acids)
Biological process (GO): translation
Cellular component (GO): ribosome; cytosolic large ribosomal subunit
Molecular function (GO): structural constituent of ribosome
Source: RefSeq, a predicted model, not a curated record